AUGAACGAAAACUUAUUUGCCUCUUUCAUUACCCCUACAAUAAUGGGUCUACCCAUUGUUAUUCUUAUCAUUGCACUCCCAGCAAUAUUAUACCCUUCCCCAAAUCGACUUGUCGACAAUCGCUUAAUCUCUAUUCAACAAUGACUGGUUCAACUCAUUCUCAAACAAAUACUACUAAUCCAUAACGUUAAAGGCCGUACAUGAUCUCUUAUACUAAUCUCAUUAAUCCUGUUCAUUGGCUCAACCAAUCUUUUAGGCCUAAUCCCAUAUUCAUUUACACCCACCACUCAACUAUCCAUAAAUCUGGGCAUGGCUAUCCCCCUAUGAGCCGGAACAGUAAUUACAGGAUUCCGAUAUAAGACCAAGUCCUCAUUGGCCCACUUCCUCCCGCAGGGCACACCCACUUUGCUGAUUCCAAUACUAGUGGUAAUCGAGACCAUCAGUCUGUUUAUUCAGCCAAUAGCCCUAGCUGUACGCCUUACCGCCAACAUCACAGCUGGCCACCUACUUAUGCGUCUAAUCGGGGGAGCCACCCUGGCCUUGACGGCUAUCAGCCCUGCAACUGCUUCAAUCACCUUCAUCGUCCUUCUAUUACUCACAAUCUUAGAAUUUGCAGUGGCAUUAAUUCAAGCAUAUGUAUUCACAUUGCUAGUUAGCCUGUACCUACAUGACAACACCU
Messenger RNA from Trichechus manatus latirostris (Florida manatee), 679 nucleotides. The record is from the annotation of a RefSeq genome assembly. Lineage: Eukaryota; Metazoa; Chordata; Mammalia; Sirenia; Trichechidae.